UUGGUGUUUGCGGGAGCAGCAGCAGCAGCAGGCACGCCGGGACAAAGUUUGCCUGGCAAACGUCAACAUUGUCCGGUCAAAAACACACCAAAAGCACACGACUCGGCCACGGACGCCUCAAAGAAGAAGAAUUGAUAUUUCCUGUGGAGAAAAAGGCGUCGUUUGUCCUCUCGGUUUGUCCGUUUCCGGAUAUUAGCGCGCUGUUUUGCUGGAGCAUUUUUGUUUUUUUUCUUCCUUCUGGGAUAACUUUUUACUUUUUUUUUUUUUUUUUUACAUCUUUGGAGCAUGGACACGCCGAGGUAACAAGGCCGCGGUGUUUGCCGGCGUAGCGAGAAGUCGAGCUCCGUGCUGGAGUUCGCCAAGGUCACUUCCCGAUGAUGACAGUAAACAUGGAUGAUGUUCCCCAAAACGGACCCAGACCGCCCCGGAACCUCCAAGAUGACGAGGAGGCGCUCCACUCCAUCAUGAAGGACCUGGCCGCCCUCGGGUGUUGUUACACGCAGAACACACACAAGCCCAAGAGCAGAAGUUUACUGUACAAACAGGACUUGAGAGUCAAGCUGGAGCAUGAGAGAGAAAAACGGAUCAUCCCCUUCCAGAGGCCUCUGAAGAUCAAGGAGCUGCUGCAGAAAGUGACAGAAGCCUUUGGCCAGCAGAUGGAGAUGUUCUUCAUGGAGAAGGAGCUGCUUCUGCCCCUGAAGACCCAGGAGGACUUGGACCAGGCCGUCUUGUCUCUGAGCUGCAGCACCGUGACCAACGGCCUGCUGAGGAUCCUGCUGAAGACCCCCAAGAACAACCACUACCUGCAGGUGACCAGCAGAGACAAGCAGAGCGAGAUGAGGUCGUCGCGUUCGCUGGGCGACCUGAAAGGAUCGCUACUGAAGGGCUCGGAGAGAGUGCGCAAACAUUCCACAGGGUCCCUGCACACGGGUCGCACGUCGCCGCCCCCAGGCAGCGUCCCCGAGGAGCAGCAGCAGAUCGCCCGCCAGGGCUCCUACACCAGCAUCCACAGCGAGGGCGAGUUCAUCCCCGAGACUCAGGACCUCGGCAUGCUGGAUCACUUUGGCAGCGCGGGAAACUCGCUGUCGAGCAGCUGUCAAUCAAUCGACCAGGCGCUGGACAGUCCACCUUUCUCACAGAACAACCGCGACAACAAUUACAUGAACCUCAACUACGAAUACAAAGGACGCCACGGGAAGGGAGGAACUUUCCCCCGCCAGCUGCAGCUGCCCAGUCGGAGCAAAGACUACGGAGAUCGUCGCAGGACACUUCCGCGCAGCUUCAUGCCGCAGGAAAACCUGUUCCAGCUGGUUCCUUCCAGCCGCACGCGCAGCUACAACGGAGACAGCACCUUGCAGUACAGCGAGCUGCGCCAGCGCGGCACGGCCAAAUCGCCGCGAGCGCCGGUCAACUGGCGGCAAGGCAAGCUGUUGGGCCGCGGCGCCUUCGGGGAGGUCUACCUGUGCUACGACGCCGACACGGGCCGCGAGCUGGCCGCCAAGCAGGUGCCCUUUGACCCCGACUGCCAGGAAACCAGCAAGGAAGUCAACGCUCUGGAGUGCGAGAUCCAGCUGCUGAAGAACCUUCGCCACGAGCGCAUCGUCCAGUACUACGGUUGUCUGCGGGACCUGGACCACAGGAAGCUCACCAUCUUUGUGGAGUUCAUGCCCGGGGGCUCCAUCAAGGACCAGCUGAAGGCGUACGGGGCGCUGACAGAGAAGGUGAGCAGGAGGUACAGUCGUCAGAUCCUGCAAGGUGUGUCCUACCUGCACAGCAACAUGAUCGUGCACAGAGACAUCAAAGGCGCCAACAUCCUGAGGGACUCGUCAGGGAACGUGAAGCUGGGAGACUUCGGGGCCAGCAAGCGCAUCCAGACCAUCUGCAUGUCUGGCACCGGCAUCAAGUCUGUGACCGGCACCCCCUACUGGAUGAGUCCGGAAGUCAUCAACGGCGAAGGAUACGGCCGCAAGGCGGACGUGUGGAGCGUGGCGUGCACCGUGGUGGAGAUGCUCACCCAGAAGCCCCCCUGGGCCGAGUACGAGGCCAUGGCGGCCAUCUUUAAGAUCGCCACCCAGCCCACCAAGCCCGCCCUCCCUGAGGGCGUGUCCGACGCCUGCAGGGACUUCCUGCGCCAGAUCUUCGUGGAGGAGAAGUGGAGGCCCACCGCCGACGCCCUGCUGGCCCACGCCUUUGUGCAGGGCGGCUUCUGACCCCGCCCACCUGACUCAGGUCAGGCCGCCGGGGUGGACUCUGUGACGUGUGGGGGCGUGGCCUGAAUGGCGGGAAAGCACUUUGGCGGCCUUCUUUUCCCACUCGACAAAAAAAAAGACUUCUUGAAGUUUUGUUCGUACUGUAAACCUUUUCCUACUACAAGCCACGCCCCUUUUUCUAUUUCCUACUACAAGCCACGCCCUUUUCCUAUUUCCUACGACAAGCCACGCCCUUUUCCUAAUUCCUACUACAAGCCACGCCCUUUUCCUAUUUUCUACUACAAGCCACGCCCCUUUUCCUAUUUCCUACUACAAGCCACGCCCUUUUUCUAUUUCCUACACACACUUUUUAGCAACACGCCUUACCACAACUUUUGUACGACAACUUUUGUACGCCAACGUCGUCCUGAUGGUUGCUGACUUUGCACUUUGUCAUCAAUAAUCACUUUUUUAUAUCACCUUCAUUUUAUACUCGUUUUAUAUACACGCUCCACAGUGUGGCCAUGACGCAAUAGUGUGUGUCAAUGACGCAAUAGUGUGAGUCAAUGACCAAUAGUGCGUGUCCUUUGUAUGUGUCGAUGACGCAAUAGUGUGUGUCAAUGACGCAAUAGCAUGUGGCCAUGACGCAAUAGUGUGUGUCCUUUGUGUGUGCCGAUGGCGCAAUAGUGUGUGUGAAUGACGCAAUAGUGUGUGUCCUUUGUGUGUGUAUAUGACGCAACAGUGUGUCAAUGACGCAAUAGCAUGUGGCCAUGACGCAAUAGUGUGUGUCCUUUGUGUGUGUCGAUGACGCAAUAGUGUGUGUGAAUGACGCAAUAGUGUGUGUCCUUUGUGUGUGUGUAUAUGACGCAACAGUGUGUGUCAAUGACGCAAUAGAGUGUGUUCUUUAUGUGUGUCAUUGACACAAUAGUGUGUGUCGAUGACACAAUAGUGUGUGUACUUUAGGUGUGUCAUUGACGCAAUGGUGUAUGUUAAUGACGCAGUAGUGUGUGUCGAUGACACAAUAGUGUGUGUUAAUG
This is a messenger RNA of Nerophis lumbriciformis (worm pipefish), 3226 nucleotides long. RefSeq names its product mitogen-activated protein kinase kinase kinase 22 (gene map3k22). The record is from RefSeq and is a predicted model, not a curated record. Gene Ontology annotation, biological process: protein phosphorylation. Lineage: Eukaryota; Metazoa; Chordata; Actinopteri; Syngnathiformes; Syngnathidae. Gene Ontology annotation, molecular function: protein kinase activity; ATP binding; protein binding.